UAAAGCUAAGAGGGUAUAAAAUGACAGUUCAGAAAUAAACUAACCAAAUGAACCUCAAAAAAACAUGAAAAAAGUGUAAGCAAAAGAGAUCUGGGUCUCAGGAGGUUAUAAUGAAUUCACUGUGCUUUGGUGCGCCAGUAAUGGCUUUAUUUACAGAACAAUAGCGCCUGAUGAAACCAGAUUAUAGGAUGCAGGCUAAAGUUCUUCAGGUCAAAUGUAAAACGACCCUUAUCUGGUCAUUACCGGGGUAAUUACCGACCUCCCCCCUGAAAGUCCUGAUAGAGGGUCAAAAGACCCUGAUUACAAAAACUGAGAUUAGCAUCCCUUCUUCAAUUGUGAAUGUGGCCAUUGACCGUCGGGCCAGAAGGUGGGAGUGGAAAAUGCUGUGGAGUAUAAAUAGGGGACUGCUUCACUGUAGUCCACAAGAAACAAAAUGCAGAAGAGGCUCUCCGCUCAGCAGGCAUUGGAACUGAUUCAGAGCAGUGCCAGCCCUUGGGAUUCAGAUGGAGAAGACAUCAACCUUCAACUGGAUUCGGACUCUGAGCUGUCUUCAGAUGAGGAGACUCUCCCUCCACCUCCACCACAAAAGAGAGCUCGUUUGGGGAGUGAGCCGUCAGAGACAGCGAAAGAUGGCACAAUGUGGCGUGAACAGCAAGUGGGGACACAUCUCCAUGUCACUCCUAUAGAGCCAUACGCCACAGAUGGAGAGCCAAGCGCUAAGGCCAGACGAAGUAUCCGGAGUCGCAUUCAGAGCUUCCUCUGUUUCAUCACCAUUGGCAUGCUUCGUAGCAUUCAAGAAUGGACUACUCAACAUGCACGUCACACGGAGCAGCAGGAUUGGUUCAUGGGUCUCCCGGAACUAAUGGCAUUUAUUUCCGUCGUCAUCUUGCGGGGGGUGAACAAAGUACCAUCACUAGGUGACAGCUGGUCAGCAAACCUGGGAAACCCAAGGAUCAUUGCAACUAUGGCCCGAAGCCGCUUCAAAAACAUCAUGCGACACCUACGUUUUGAUGACAUGCUUACACGCAGAGAGCGAGCGGAGACCGAUAAGUUUGCUGCAAUCUCCGAUGUUUGGGGAUCGUUUGUCACCAACUGCAUCGUAUCCUUCAACGCUGGUCGACACAUCACUAUUGAUGAACAGCUUUAUCCAUCAAAGACUCGCUGCUGUUUCCUGCAAUACAUAGCAACAAAACCGGACAAGUUUGGCAUCAAGUUUUGGGUGGCUUGCGACUUGAAGUCAAAGUAUAUCUGCAAUGUCUUCCCAUAUCUCGGCAAGGACCCCAGUCGUCCCAGCGGGGAGAGACUGUCCGAGUCUGUGGUGAUGAGGCUGAUGGAACCGUUCAUGGACAAGGGCAGAACUGUAACCAUGGACAAUUUCUUCACAUCACUGUCACUUGCACAAUGA
Xiphophorus couchianus (Monterrey platyfish) is the source of this 1405-nucleotide messenger RNA. RefSeq lists its product as uncharacterized. The coding region runs from base 434 to 1405 and encodes 323 amino acids. The record is from RefSeq and is a predicted model, not a curated record. The transcript is spliced from 3 exons. Lineage: Eukaryota; Metazoa; Chordata; Actinopteri; Cyprinodontiformes; Poeciliidae.